ACCCGUACCCGUAGAUUGAUUUCCAUCCGGGUCCCUUCCGUUCCACGGCAAGUAUCCGUCGCACGGUGAGCUAGUGCCUGCUGCUGCCGCCGCCUAGUCCAAUUUCCCUUCUCGUUUAUAUCGUCCGAAACUAGGGUUUUACUUCCAUCUUCCUCGCCUCGCCGCAUUGCCUCUCGUUCUAGUUGGCGGUGGUCGUCUCCCUCCCCCUCCCCAAACCCUAACGGAAAAAGGCUUCUCCAGAUUCAGGUUCCACCCCUCGCCGUCGUCCAUGGCGCUGCAGUACGUGGAGGCGCAGCGGCAGGCGCGGCCGGACCUCGCCGACUGGUACGCCGACCUCGCCGACCUCUACCAGCGCAAGCUCUGGCACCAGCUCACCCUCAAGCUCGACCAAUUCCUCCAGAUCCCGGCCGCGCAGACUGGCGACACGCUCAUACAGCUCUACAACAAUUUCAUCUCCGAUUUCGAAACGAAAAUCAACCUGCUCAAACUCGCCCAGUUCGCGGUCAUAGCCUCGCGCCAAUAUCCUGACAAGGAUGCCGCCAUCGCCUUCCUCGAGGGGAUAAUCACCAAGCUUCGCGAGACCAGGGAGCUGCGGAUCAAUGAGCCCAUCCUUCACGUCAAGAUGCAGAUCGCAGCAAUUCACCUCGACAAAGGGAACCACAAAGAGUGCAAGAACCUGCUGGAGGAAGGGAAGACCACCCUGGAUGGCAUGACUGAUGUGGAUCCAACGGUCCAUGCUAGCUUCUACUGGAUAUCGUCUCAGUACCAUAAGUCGCUCCAAGAGUUUGCUGAGUUCUAUAAGAACGCUCUUCUCUAUCUGGCGUACACAACCGUGGGGUCUCUCUCAGACUCAUUCAAGCUUGAUUUGGCAUUUGAUCUGUCCCUUGCAGCCUUGCUGGGGGACAACAUCUACAACUUCGGGGAAUUGUUAGCUCACCCUAUUAUCAUUAGUCUUAUUGGGACCAAGGUGGAGUGGGUUUAUCACAUGUUACAAGCGUUCAACACCGGCAACCUAGCUCUCUACCAAGAGCUUUGUGGGGUUCACAAUGCUGCUCUUAGUGCACAGCCUGCAUUGGUGCAGAAUGAACAGAAACUGCUUGAGAAGAUCAAUAUUCUGUGUCUGAUGGAGAUAAUCUUCAGCCGGCCAUCAGAAGAUAGAACUAUCCCAUUAAGUGUUAUUGCCAAGCAGACUAAGCUUUCAACCAGCGAAGUGGAAUGUCUUCUUAUGAAGAGCCUCUCGGUUCAUCUCAUAGAAGGAAUCAUCGAUGAAGUCGACAGCACGGUUCACGUCUCGUGGGUCCAGCCCAGAGUACUCGGCAUCCCACAGGUGAAGGCGUUGCGUGAGCGGCUGGACUCGUGGGUCGGCAAAGUGCAUAGCACGCUGUUGUCCAUCGAGGCAGAGACCCCUGAUCUCGUGGCGGCUUAGCUUCUUCUUGGCCAGAAAUGCUUCUGAAUAGGCAGGCUUUGGUUCUCAGCAGGCGGCGGUGUAAAACGAGAGACCAUCUGGCUGUGCUGCGCGUGCUAGCUGCUCUUUUCUGGAUAACGAAAACCUUGUUGCCUUGGGUGUCCUAUUGAUCUGGACUUGUAACUUGCUUCUGUCAUCACGGAUUGAAACAGAGAAAUCAUACCGGCAGAGGGCGUCACUAGUUUUUUCCCAGUUGAACUUUAUAAUCUGUAAUCCAGCGGUUUGCCAGUUUUUCUUUCUCUUCCAUUGUGCUAUGGACAUGGACACGCAGGAAAAUCUUGCUCAUUUUCUUAAGUUUGUUCCAGACAGCGA
Molecule: messenger RNA, 1777 nt
Organism: Hordeum vulgare subsp. vulgare (domesticated barley)
Lineage: Eukaryota; Viridiplantae; Streptophyta; Magnoliopsida; Poales; Poaceae
Product: 26S proteasome non-ATPase regulatory subunit 13 homolog B-like
Exons: 6
Coding region: 269-1426 (385 amino acids)
Biological process (GO): ubiquitin-dependent protein catabolic process
Cellular component (GO): proteasome regulatory particle, lid subcomplex; cytosol; nucleus
Molecular function (GO): structural molecule activity
Source: RefSeq, a predicted model, not a curated record